Molecule: messenger RNA, 1515 nt
Organism: Emericellopsis cladophorae
Lineage: Eukaryota; Fungi; Ascomycota; Sordariomycetes; Hypocreales; Bionectriaceae
Product: Protein of unknown functionlike protein
Exons: 3
Coding region: 1-1515 (504 amino acids)
Cellular component (GO): nucleus
Source: RefSeq, a predicted model, not a curated record
AUGAUGCCUAGUUGGACGACGGCGCAACAAGCGUCGGGCGUGGCCCAGCCUCCGCCACUUUCCCCCUAUGCCUACCCACCCAAUCCUGCAUACACAGCUGUGCCUGUCCGCCAAGGUUUUGGCACCUAUCCCCCACCUCCACCUCUCGCGCACGCUGCUUACGCUGCUCCCCCGACGCUCGCACAACCACCAUCCAGUGACUCCUCCUCCGCCGCUGCGAAACCUGAUUCGAAACAAGGCAAAGUAGUCUGGCCUGAUUCUGUUCGCAACUACGUGUCCCGUUCUUUUCACCCCGAUAAUAGCGAUCCUUCCGUGACACGCGCAGAGAUGGAAGUCAAGCUGAAGGAAGUCAUUCGCGCUGCUACGGACAAUAACACGCUUAACACUACCGAAUGGGAUAACAUGCCGCUGCCGCAAGCCCUAGUCAAAUUCGAACGCUCCACUGCUACGGGGACCUCGUCGCCAUUUCAUAACAAGAAGCGGAAGUCCUCCGAGUACGCUGGGGCUGGCGAAACGCAACCUCCGUGGGCAUCUACUAACACGUCUCGCUCUCUGGGGGAACGUAUCUCGUCUCCUAGUAAACGCAUCAAUGCCGGCGCCUUCAAGUCAAGUAAGUUCGAAACCGAAGCCAAUAAACGCAAGCGACGGUUCGAGAGCGAAUACCAGGCGAACCGCUCGCCUAGCCCGCCCCCUCCGUCAGACGGACCUGUUGUGGGAACGUGUGAGACCUUGGAGAAGAGGUACUUGCGUCUCACUUCCGCGCCUGUGCCAUCCAAAGUCCGGCCUGAGCGAAUCCUUCGCCAGACUCUCGAGCUUCUCAAGAAGAAGUGGAGAAAAGAAGGCAACUACUCGUACAUUUGCGAUCAGUUCAAGUCCAUGCGUCAGGACUUGACGGUCCAACAUAUCAAGAACGAGUUCACAGUCUCUGUUUACGAGAUUCACGCGCGUAUUGCCUUGGAGAAGGGGGACAUAGGUGAGUAUAAUCAGUGUCAGACCCAGCUUCGAUCGCUGUAUCAGAUGGGUCUGAAGGGAAGUCCCAUCGAGUUCAAGGCAUACCGCAUUCUCUACUUCAUCCACACGGCCAACCGCAGCGGCCUCAAUGAUACUAUCGCAGAUCUAACCACAGCUGAAAAGACCGAACGGCCCAUCAAACACGCGCUCGACGUCCGCUCCGCUCUCGCGCUAGGGAACUACCACCGAUUCUUCCAACUCUACAUGGACACACCCAACAUGGGAGCAUAUCUCAUGGAUAUGUUCAUCGUGCGGGAACGCCUGCAUGCCCUGUGCAACAUUUGCAAAGCUUAUAAACCUGAUGUGAAACUUCGGUUCAUCACCGAAGAGCUCGGCUUUGAAUCCGAUGCUGAUGCUGCCCAGUUCAUUAUCGACUAUCAGGGCCAGCACCUCCUCGAGGAUCGGACCGAGUACAUUGCCUUCCUGACGGGCAAGGCUGGUGGCUUGUUGGAAGGCGCUCGUGCGGCAGCAUUCCAACGGGUCGACAUCAAGGGUCAGAUUUGA